ACCGCACCGAGCCGAGCCCCGCCGCGCCGGGCGGACCGGAGCCGCCGCGCCGGGGCCGCCCCGGGCCGGGCCAUGCGCUGAGGCCGCCGCGCAGCCCGCAGCCAAGGGCGGAUCCCGGGCAGGACACGCGGCAGCAGCAUCUCCGGGGCAAAAUGCCGGAGCAGAGCAACGACUACCGGGUGGUGGUGUUCGGCGCCGGCGGCGUGGGCAAGAGCUCGCUGGUGCUGCGCUUCGUGAAGGGGACCUUCCGGGACACCUACAUCCCCACCAUCGAGGACACCUACCGCCAGGUCAUCAGCUGUGACAAGAGCGUCUGCACCCUGCAGAUCACCGACACCACGGGCAGCCACCAGUUCCCCGCCAUGCAGCGUCUCUCCAUCUCCAAGGGCCAUGCCUUCAUCCUGGUCUUCUCCGUCACCAGCAAGCAGUCCCUGGAGGAGCUGAAGCCCAUCUACCAGCAGAUCGUGCAGAUCAAGGGCAGCGUGGAGAGCAUCCCCAUCAUGCUGGUGGGCAACAAGUGCGACGAGACGCAGCGGGAGGUGGAGAGCAGGGAGGGGGAGGCCAUGGCCAAGGAGUGGAAAUGCGCCUUCAUGGAGACCUCGGCCAAGAUGAACUACAACGUCAAGGAGCUCUUCCAGGAGCUGCUGAACCUGGAGAAGAGGAGGAACGUGAGCCUCACCAUCGACGGGAAGCGCUCCAGCAAGCAGAGAGGACAGACAAAAUCAAGGGGAAGUGCAGCAUCAUGAGAGCCCCGGACUGGCCCGCACCCCCCCUCCGGUCCCCCCCUCUCCUCCCCCACGGCUGGACGUGGCAUCGCAGCGGGACCGUCUCCUCGUCCUCCGUGCAUCACUGUGACUGUGCGGGGACGCCGCGGCGCUCCGGCGGCGUGGGCUGCGCUCGCCCCAGGUCUGGGGACGAAGACGGGGCGUCCCGUCGAGCUGAGGGAUGUUCAACCGCCCCGCACCCGGCUCAACGGGACCGGGGACACGCGGCCGGGCACCGCCGGGGAGCACACGGACGCACACCCCCCCACGCACGCUCUGCGGCACAACCGGUGGCACCGGCCGGUCCCCGUCCCCGUCCCCUCCCCGGUGGGGGAACCCACGUCGGUCCUCGUGGGUGGGAAGGACGGUGCAACGUGGGGGUGUCGGCGUCACCCCUGGGGACAGUCACACGCGUCCCAAGCCCUCCCCGCGCCCCUGUCCCCACGCCAUAGCGCUCUGCUCCUGCAGGCAGAGUCCUGGGACGGGAGCAGCCCCCGCACGGUGCCCGCUGCCCCCCGAGCCCCCAGCCCCGUCCUGGCACCGCGGCCCCUCCUGCCCCCGCAGCCCCGAGCCCCCAGCCCCGUCCCGGUGCCGCAGCCCGGAGCCGCCAGCCCAAGCACAAAGCAUCGGGUCUGAGGGAGGUCCUGACCCAGCACAAUCCUGGUGAGCUCCGGUGGGAGACCCCCGGCCCCGCAGCCAGCCGGGCGCCCCCCCCCCCCGGCCCCCGCUGCCCACUUCCCACGCAGGAUGAGCCCCACAGCCCGACUGGGCCUCGAUGCCACGGUGAUGGGCGCUGCCGCUCCCUGCCGCAGUGCCCUGCCAGCGGUCAGCGUCCCCCCCCCCAACUCCCGCAGAAUCCCUGCUGCGGUGUGGCCUGGCCCCACACCCCGGGGACCCCCGAUACCCCCCCCCACCCCAGCUCUGGUGCAGCCCUGCUUGUUCCCCCGUGGCCGGAGCGGGGCCCCCGCGCUCUCACCAGCCCCUCGUCCCAGCGGGGUUUGUCCCCUCGCUCCGGCCCUGCUCACCCUCCGUCGGGGUCCCUGGGGCUGUCCCCGAGGGGGUGUCCCCGGGCAGGCUGGGCCCCCGCGCUGCACCCAGCUCCCCGCACCCCCCCCCCCCCCCCCGGCUUUUUACAACAUGACCCGAUCGCCCAGGGGACAAGGUGACAUUACGAUGUAGCCUUUAUUCUAGAAAUAGUCUUCCUUCAAUAAAGAGAUGAGAAAUGC
This is a messenger RNA of Aquila chrysaetos chrysaetos, 1990 nucleotides long. It is a transcript of the gene DIRAS1, whose product is annotated as DIRAS family GTPase 1. Gene Ontology annotation, cellular component: plasma membrane. NCBI's taxonomy places the organism in Eukaryota, Metazoa, Chordata, Aves, Accipitriformes, Accipitridae. Gene Ontology annotation, biological process: signal transduction. Gene Ontology annotation, molecular function: GTP binding; GTPase activity; GDP binding. The record is from RefSeq and is a predicted model, not a curated record.